Pogonomyrmex barbatus (red harvester ant) is the source of this 5559-nucleotide messenger RNA. It is a transcript of the gene nompA, whose product is annotated as no mechanoreceptor potential A. Gene Ontology annotation, biological process: anatomical structure morphogenesis. The record is from RefSeq and is a predicted model, not a curated record. NCBI's taxonomy places the organism in Eukaryota, Metazoa, Arthropoda, Insecta, Hymenoptera, Formicidae.
AGUUAAAUACAAAAUAAGAGAUAUUUAUGUAGCGUGAAAUUUUUAAAAACUUUCGUGUACCUUUGAAGUAUACACGUAUGAACAAUUUCUAUAUUUUUCCCUAUAGACACUUAUUUCGUGGAAAGGAAAAAUACGUGGAAAAUAGGUGUAGUCUUCUGGACAGUCCGUCGCGUAAAUAAUUUCGAGAUCUCUUGCAUUAUUAAAUUUCAAUACAAAGCUACCCCUUAGAAGAGCAUUUCUCUCCUCGCAUAAAUUAAAUUUCUCCUCUCUUUUCGAAGCGAGACGCACGAUUCAUGUCCGAGUGUUCUAGUUUUCUACUUCGUAUAAUUUCUUAUAGAAAAUAACAUAAAAUAAUUUAAUAUUCUUGUAACAAUGCACAUUUAACAAUCUUGCCGAAAAAAAUGUAUAUCGCAAAAGUUUCAAUAAUAAUAAUAUUCUUGUGAAAUAAAGAAACACAUCUCUUUCCUUUUUUUAUAAAUAAUAAUUUACUUUCAGAUUUUAGUAACGAUUGGCAUGUAUGCGACAUAGUAAUCUGUAUAUUUUGUCACGAUGCGGAGAAUUCACAGAUUAAUUAGUAUGCUGCCAGCCACCUGGAUAUUCAUCGUGUUAAAUUUAUUGGUCAAUGUUUCAGCGCAAACGACCUGCAACGGUGGUUUGGGUAGGGUGGUUUACGAGAGACUUCCGGAUCAGCAGCUUCAGGGUUUCGACGACGAUUUGAUGCGAAAAUCGGGGCCUCCGUUCAGGGCCCUGGAAAAGUGUCAAGAGCUCUGUCUGAGUGACAGAACCGCAACGACCAACCUGGUCCGCGUGUGUACGAGCUUUGACUUUCAACCCGGCAGCAGAAUCUUGUCCUACGGCGGCGUCGCCGAGUACGAGGACAGCAUUUGCUAUUUAACGAGAGAACAGGCGCAGCCGGAGGGCAUCGGAAAUCUCAUGCUCGUACCGAACAGCGUGCACUUUACCGAAGUAUGCCUGGCGUCCGAUAGAAUAGAGAGGGAAUGUCCAAAUCGUCUUUAUGUGUUUGAGAGACAUCCGAGAAAAAAGUUGAAGCUACCUUUGACAGACCUCAAGGAAGUCAGCGCUGUUAAUAGAACUGACUGCGAGGACAGAUGCCUCAACGAGUUCAGUUUCGUUUGCCGAUCAGCAACAUACGACAUUGCCCUAAGAAGUUGUUCUCUCAGUCGUUUCACUAGAAGAACUCAUCCCGAAUUAUUGGAGGAUGAUCCGAAUUCUGAUUAUCUAGAAAAUACUUGCCUUAAUGCCGAGAGACGAUGCGACGGGCUCUCAGUAUUCGUCAAGGAAGAAAACAAACGUUUACGCGGUCCGUUUGAGGUGGACAUAUUUACAAAUCUCACUCUAGAGGAGUGCCAAGCGAUGUGUCUCAAAGCGGAGAAAUAUUUCUGUCGCAGCGUCGAGUUUGACGAGCAAACUCGACAAUGUGUCAUAUCCGAGGAAGAUUCUGUCUCGCAAAAAGAUGACAUCGGAAUUAGCAACAGUCCAAGUCAUCAUUUUUACGAUCUGAUGUGCUUAGAUAAUCAUCCCUCCGUAGCGCGCGGCUCUGAGUAUCCGGACAGCAGCUCGACGUCGCACCUUUUCUCCGACGGUCGUCGUCCGGACACGGCUUUCCAGCGUUAUCGGAACUCGCGUCUGAGCGGUGAGUUUCAUUCGGAGAUCACCGGACGCAGCCUCAGCGAGUGCCUGGACGAGUGUCUCCGGCAGACGAGCUUUCAGUGCCGCAGCGCCGUCUACUCCGAGCAUUAUCAUACCUGCCGAUUGAGCCGAUUCAAUCAAAGAGAUGGCCACCGAAUUAUCUAUGACGCCGAUUAUGACUAUUAUGAGAAUCUCAUGCAUCAAUAUCUAGACGGAGAUCGUGAUGGACCUGGAUAUAGACCGGAUCCUCUGGGACAGGACACAAACUUUGGACGACCCUCCUUAGGAAGACCGGGAUAUCCAGACGAUUACGACAAAGGAUAUUCCAGCAGCGUCAAACCGGAUCGUUAUCCCGAGCGUUAUCCAGAUUCUAUUCCAGAUCGUUAUCCAGAUCGGUAUCCCAGUCGUUAUCCUGAUCGUUAUCCCGACCGGUAUCCCGACCGCUAUCCCGACCGCUAUCCCGACCGCUAUCCAGAUCGUUAUCCAGACCGUUACCCAAGUCGUUAUCCAGACCAAUAUCUAGACCGAUAUCCUGAUCGUCGUCCCUUAGACGACAGAUAUCCCUUAGAUGACAAGUAUCCAGAUAACCGAUAUCCCGAUCGUCGUCCCUUAGACGACAGGUAUCCAGAUAACCGAUAUCCAGAUCGCCGUCCCUUAAAUGACAGAUAUCCAGAUACUCGAUAUCCCGAUCGUCGUCCUUUAGAUGAUAGAUAUCCAGAUAGCCGAUAUCCUAAUCGCCGUCCCUUAGAUGAUAAAUAUCCAGAUAAUCGAUAUCCUGAUCGCCGUCCCGUUGGCAUCGAUAGAUAUCCCGAUGCCGGAACUCUGGAAAGAUAUCCUGUGAUACACGGUACAAUAACACGAUAUCCAAGCCGAUAUCCUACCGACAUGAUCGAUCGAUACCCCAAUACAAUUGACCGGUAUCCCUUCCCGGAUGAUACGAUGGAUCGAUAUCCUGACAGAUCUCCUAUCGAUUGGUAUCCAGCUACUGGGAGAUAUCCGGAUAAAGAUCCUUACGCCAAUCGCAGCAGGUAUCCACCGUCAAGACCGGGCUUUUACUCGGGAUUCGUCGAUGAUGUUCGUGGUCCUCAGAGCCACGGCCCCGAGCCGCGACCUCAAUACGGCGGCGGGGGGCCUUAUGGCUCCGCACGUCCGGUCGGAGGGUACGGAGGGUACGGCGGCGACGGUGGUAUCGUCGGUGGUGGAUAUAUAGGCGAAGGGGGUGUUUACAACUCCCGUCCAUUUGGAACUGCCGGCGGGCCUAUCAUAGGCAGACCCCCGUUAGUGUCCAGGUGCGACGAGCAGGACAAUUUCAGACAAGUAGGACCUCACAUCAGGGUACGGAAGCCGUUCGUCAGACGGUACACCACUGCCUCGUCGCUGGCACAGUGCGAGAGGGAAUGCGCGGACGCCAGAGACUUCGUUUGCAGGUCCUUCAAUUACCGGCCAUACGCCGCGCCUUAUGGGGCCGAGAGGGAUAACUGCGAGCUCAGCGACCGAGACUCCAGAGACAUGGACAUGGGCAAUCCGGUUUAUUACGAUACGGGUUCCGAUUACGACUUUUACGAGAGGAACAACGGCCGUCAGGGCGCUGAUGGGGAAUGUCUGGAUGUGAGUCAAGUCUGUAGCGAGGACGGGAUGGAAUUUACCUUGAGGACACCGGAGGGAUUCAUUGGUCGAAUUUACACGUACGGAUACUACGACCGGUGCUUCUUCCGCGGAAACGGCGGGACCGUGAACGUGCUUCGUAUCAGCGGACCUCAGGGAUAUCCCGAGUGCGGCACACAACGAUAUGGCGAUACGAUGACGAACAUCGUGGUGGUGCAAUUUUCGGAUUACGUGCAAACCGGCCGGGACAAACGGUUCAACCUGACGUGUCUGUUUCGAGGACCUGGCGAAGCUGUCGUCACAUCCGGCUACAUCGGUGCCGGGUAUGCCAGAUCAGGAUCCCCCAUCCCCAUCGAAUAUCUCCCAGCGGAAAACACCCUGAGCUCCAGAGUACGUUUGCUGAUCCUCUAUCAGGGCAGACCUACGACCACCAUCGCCGUCGGCGAUCCUCUAACCUUCAGACUCGAAGCUCAAGAUGGAUAUAAUUACGUAACGGAUAUAUUUGCUACCAACGUUAUCGCGAGAGAUCCCUACUCUGGUAGAAGCGUUCAGCUGAUAGACAGAUAUGGCUGUCCGGUGGACAACUACGUGUUUCCGGGCUUGGAUCGCCUUCGCGACGGCGACAGCCUCGAGGCCCGCUUCAACGCCUUCAAAAUACCCGAAUCAAAUUUCCUGGUGUUCGAGGCGAACGUACGAACGUGUCGCGAUGGUUGCCAACCGGCGUACUGCUCCGGUGGUACCGGUAGAAGCGAGCCGUCCUUCGGUAGACGGCGAAGGGACGUAAAUAACGACACGGUAGUGGACCAAGAUGAUCAAGAAAUGCCGCCGAUAACGCCGGUGACGGACGGUGACGCUAACAACGUGUCGACGACGAUUUUCAAUGCGACCGACGUCGCGAGCGACGAGCCGGAUAACGAAGAGGAGGAGGAAGAGCACGUCAGAGAGAUGAUAGAGGUGCUCGAUUCGAGGAUGGACAUCGAGGGAGACACCGUCGUCGAGAAACAAACCAAGAUCUUGGAAAGUAUUUGUAUAACACAAAACGAAUAUUACGGCUUGGUUACCGCAGUGGGAAUCCUCGUCGUGCUCUUAGCCUCCGUCGUUCUCUUAUCCAUGCUCGUUUACAGAAAAUACGUUUAUUCCGUGAUCAUAAAAAAUCGUAGACUCGACAAAACCUGCAAUCGCAGCAGCCAUUCCGACGAGCCUUACAGCAGCCGAGUCAACAACUUUUCUUUCAUGAGGACGGGUCUUCAGAAACCAUUCCAGGCGUCAUCGAUCUCGAGAUCAAUGAGUAAUGCUAUCAGCCAACGUCUCGCCUCGUCCUCCAUCGCUUUAGAGGGUACUAUGGGAUUAUCCACUGGUCGACGUGGCGGUUUUGAUCCGAGUGAGCCGAUCUACACUGAUCCAUCCCUUUUCGAAGUCACUCAUUGCUCGAACGCCGCGAAGUCAGCCCUCAACGACAAUUUUCAUCUUAUGUAGAAAAAAUACGCGAGGAGAUCGCUCUUGAAAUUAUGUAACGCGAACGAUCCCUGCUUUAUUUAUUUACUUUAAUGAGAGUAUAUGAAAAAUCGACUAACGACAAUCCACGACAAAUCAAGCAUGUGCAUUACGAUCUAUUCUGUCACUAGUCAAUAGUCACUGCCAAUUCCGCCGUUAAUGACUGCCAAAGCAUUUAUUAUUAUAUCCUUCAAAUAGAUUCCGAAUAAUCCGGAUUUUUAUUGUCUUACUGAAGAAAUUAUCUAAUUCAGAAUUGACAUUUAUAUAUAAUUAUAUAACUAAUAACUGAGAGGUUAAGGAUAUCGCUUUAUAAAAGUAUUUCCUAAAGAUUUUUUAGAAAUAGUGUCUGCUGUUUUCCAAAACGACUGCAAAAUAUCUCGUAAUAAUAUAAAAAUAUAGUAUAGAAAAGAUAUUCCAAUAAUUAAAAAAUAUUUUAAGACACAAAAAAGACUCCAAUGACAAUAUAAAAAUCUCAUUGUACAUUUCUUACUCGAUUAAUUCUCUUAUAUAUAUUUUAUAUAAAUCUCUUAUAUACAUUUUAUAUAAAUUCUUUUUAAUUUUGAAUGAAAACAUAAACAAGUUCUCUGUGUUUUUAUAUUUCAACCAAAAAUUACUGAUUUAUACACCGUAUGAUGUAAACACGAAAUACUCUCGAAAUACUCUCCUUUUUUAUUACUUUCAGAAUUUUUCGAUUCUCUGCAUAUUCAUCGCAACAUCGCAGUAUUCACAUCAUCAAGCCAAAUAAUAUCGCAUAACGCAAUAAUUAUUAAUUAUUAGAAGUUUAAAAUUAUCAGAAAGUUUAUAUUUAUU